Molecule: messenger RNA, 5163 nt
Organism: Brienomyrus brachyistius
Lineage: Eukaryota; Metazoa; Chordata; Actinopteri; Osteoglossiformes; Mormyridae
Product: ras-interacting protein 1-like
Exons: 16
Coding region: 1186-4497 (1103 amino acids)
Biological process (GO): signal transduction; substrate adhesion-dependent cell spreading; neural crest cell migration
Cellular component (GO): microtubule
Molecular function (GO): GTPase binding
Source: RefSeq, a predicted model, not a curated record
AGGCUGAACCAAGGUGAUUCUUCACACCGCGACUCAACUUCCUCCAGUAACUAGCUACAGAUAUUUGGAUAAGGCACUUCUAUGGCAGAUUAUAUAUUUACAUUCUCUGGCUCAAUCAUUACUGCGCCAGUAAAGAUCAUCUGAACUGCCACAGUAAAACAGUAAGUAAGCCUGCCUGCCUGUCACUGCUAUCUGCUCUAUCCAUCCUCUUCCCUAGUACUGUUGUAUAGCACGCUUACUAUGUAUCAUUGUUAAACCAGAAAGAGCUGACUUGUUUAUCAUUUCCGUGCUUUAUCUCGUGAUUGUGGUUCUUUGAUGCAGAUUGUGGUGAUGGCACAGGCGUAGUGCUUUGUGGCUUGCGUGUGUACGUGUUUGUUUUUAUACAUUAAUUCUGUUUUGGGACAAUUUAAAUGCUAUAGUAAGAUAAAAGAGGCUGGUGUACUUGUGCACCUCCAGUCCAUCAUUCAUCGCCCCCCCGUUUUUCUCGCGUUUCGCCGCCGCUGCUGACGAUGAUGUAACCGUGGAAACCGGAGCGAGCUUCAUCUCGCGGAGGUCGCCGGCGCGUGCCGUGGUACUCGCGUCUUGGGUUGCAGCGCUUCACUCCGCCGAUUUAUGCUUUAUAUCGUUAACUAGUUACGAAGAACCACGGGCGACAUAAAAUAAGCGCAGCGCGGCGUUUUUUCGUUACAUUUUUUACGCAGGUUACUUUGCCGACGUGUGUGAGUAACCGCGCCACGUUUCGAAAGUUACCUGAGGUGAACCUGACCCGCGCGAUAUUAUUCUAAAUCCCUAAAAUGUGACUGUAAGCGAUAAGUAGUAGUUUUGCCGAUGAUUCGGAUAGGGCGAGUCGUAUCUCAUAGGUUACUGCCUGAGAACGUCGGUUUAUCUAGGUAGUAAAUCUGACUAAUAGCAGUAUUGCUGAAACACUGAAUCACCGACAGCUGGAGACUCGGGACUUUUGAUGCCAACGAAGCGGUUUGAAGUCGUCGGCUGUAUAAGUGGGAUGAUGCAACUGGCGCGACGCUAUUGCGCCGUGCCGAAAUGUGCUGUUUAUGUGAACUCCGUUAGUAUACAUGGCGUUAGUUGCGUGUGUAUGUCCAUCGCUGGUUACGGAGCAGCGUGUCACUGUCCCGUCUGAUUCAUAAAGGUUUUUUACCCGCUCCCCGCGUUACCGUGCUGUUCAACAUGAUUUCCAGAGAACACAGUUAUCAGAUGUCCAAGUCAACUCUGAAUAUACCUGUGGGAUUACUUAUCCGAUCGCCAAAAAAACGCCUUGAGAAGUUAGGAAGAAAUUCAAGCAAUGGAUCCGUACAGUCCAAGCUGUCCAGUGCCACCACCAGGUCGGCUGAGAGUGCACUGCAUAGGGAGUCCAAAAAGAACAAGGCCCACUGGCACAGCCAAGGGCUCGCGGCCAUCUUCAGCAGAGGAGCACACCUCGACGGGGCUGGUGGCGACGGUGCCGCGCUUUCAGACACUCUGAGCGAGAUGUCCGGUCCGGAUUCCAGCCCCAGCAUCCUAAAGAUCUUCGGCAGUGCUGUUUCCCAGGGGGCGCACUACAAGAGUGUGCUUGCCACCAUGCACUCCACUGCCAAGGAGAUCAUUAAGGAGGCCUUGGAAAGGUACGGCCUGGAGGACGAUGCCGACGCGUACGUGCUGUGCGAGGUGGUCGGCUGUAAGGGGGAGGACCUCCAGUGGCGGAGCGAGUGUUCGCGGGUUGUAGGGGCUCUGGAGAGACCCCUGCUGCUGCAGGCGAUGUGGAGACCCGCAGAGGGCUUUUCCCGCCGCUUUGAGAUCCAGAGACGAGCCACUUUGGAGCAGAGUGGCCACACGGGAAAACAGGCUGCCACCUUGGGCUCAGGAAGGCAGCCAAAGAACGGCUCGCGUGUAACCUCCAUGCUGAUGGAACUCGGGGUCAAGAGCCCGGAAUUGUGGAGGAGCCUCAGUGAGCUGGAGUUGCCCCCUACAUCGGAGAAUUCCCCCCACGCCAACGAAGUGCAGGGCCCGUCUAGGGAGAGAGAAGAGACUGAGAGCAACGGGGAUUGUGGCACCCAGCUUUUCAGCAGCCCGCAGAUUUCCUGCACAAUUCCCCAAACACCCUGUUUCCUGUUGCUGCAGGGAUACAGCUCCAGUCAGGACUGCGUCAUCUACCCGUUAGACGGGACGACCACAGCCUUCGGCCGCAGCCAGGGGGGGGAGCCGGUGUUCGGUGUCGCCCUCCAGCUGCACGCCCCCGACAUUCUGCCCCUGCACUGCCGUGUGCUCCGCCAGGAGGCCCAGCGCGAUGGGGCAAGUGCGGCAGUACUGUUGGAACCGCUCCACGGCGCCCCCGUCACGCUCAAUGGCACCGCCCUGACGCAGCAAGCCCAGCUCUGUCACUGGGAUCUUGUAGGUUUCGGGAAUCACUACCUGUUCCUGUAUAAGGACCCUACUACUGACCCCGCCCACAAAAUGCCCCCUUGGCUUACCUCUGGACACCAGAGGGCUCCAGUCUGCCCUACUUGUGGCUGCAGCCCCCCCCGCACCAGCUGGGGACCCUCACUGAGGCUAAAAGACCCAAAGUGCCGAGAUCUCUCUCUAUCCUAUGAGCUGGAGCACAAGGACCGGAUCCUCGAGGAAAUCUUCGCUGUGGUGGAUCCCCGCGGCGAUGACCCUAAGCUGACCCCAGCCUUCCUGCUGUGCCUUUGUAUUCAGCAUUCGGCCGUGAACUUCCGGGCUUCCGACUUCCAUCGGCUGCUGCUCCAGAUCGCCGGCCGCGUUCAGACCGCCGUGGGGGACAUGACGAAGGAGCUCGCCUCAGUCCAGCCUGAAACGCCCUCUGGUGGGGGGCAAAGUGACUUGGGGGAGUCGCAGUCCGUGCCGAUCCCCGACAUUCGGCCGCUGGUGCUGUGGAUGGCCAACAGCCUGGAACUGCUCCACUUCAUUCAGCAGGAGGUGCCGCGUCUGCUCCCCUGGGCUGAAGAGGAGGAGGAGGAGGAAGUUGAGGAGGAUGAUCCAGGGAGCCCACGGUCGCCUUGGCAGCAGGCCAUAGCAGUCCUGGAGGAGGUGGUGAUGUUUACAUUCCAGCAGUCUGUGUACCACCUCACCAAGAGCCUGUAUAGCACCUUGUUUGGUCUGCUCGACAGCAGCCCCUUCUCCGAAAAUGGUCAGCUUCAAACGCCCAAGGCCGUCCUGGACACGGUGGCGGUGUUCAGAGACGCCAUGCGGACGUUCAGCACCUGCGGCGUGCACCGGGACAUCGCCACCCAGCUCUUCGCUUACCUCUUCUUCUUCACCAAUGCCUCCAUCUUCAAUACACUCAUGGAAAGGGGAGCCACAGAUGGGUUCUACCAGUGGUCCAGGGGCGUCCAAAUCCGGGCCAACCUAGACCUGCUGAUGGACUGGAUCCAGGGUGCGGGGCUGGCCGACGUGGCUGACGGCUUCUUCCAGAAGCUCUCGUCCGCAGUGAACCUGCUGGCCACGCCUAGGGAGACGCUGCUGCAGGCUUCCUGGAGCUCCCUGCGGAGCGACUUCGAGCCACUGAGCCCAGCACAGCUCCAUCACGUGCUGCAGCAGUACCACUCGGGCCGAGCCUGCCCCGCUGCGUGGAGCCCAGCGCCUCAGGACGCCGUUGCCGCGUGGUCGGGAGCCGAUGUGCUGGAGAGCUUUGACGGACAUCCCCCGCUCGUUCUGCCCAGGAGUGGCUUUCAGCUGCAGCUCGGCCAGCCGGUCCCAGAUGCCGGCCUGGUGGCGCGGCUACAAAGCCUACAGGACCUCGUCUGCUCGCUCGCUCUGCCCUCUGUGCACCCGGAGCAGAAGCCGUGUUCAGAAGCUUCCUCCCCCGCGGCUAUGAAGAACUCGACUGGCACGGCUCCGUACAACGGACCCUUACUUGAAUCGCAGGUGGGAGAAGCUGCGGUUUUGUCCCAGUGUCCGACGGCAGCGCGAUGCACCAGCGUCGGCAACCUGAGCUCCUGCCAGACUGUCCUAACUCAGAAGCUGAGGAGCUUAGAACUGCAGUGCACCCUGCGCAAGCAGCCUGACCUGAGCUGUCACAGAGGCCUAGCCCUGGACCCAUCCUGCCUGCUCACCCCUCCCAACACUCCCCAGGGCCACGAGCUGGCUGAGCCAGAUGCCAGCCUGCAAGGUUGCGCUCCGGAGAGAGAGGCGGUUGACCAGCAGAGACAACGUGAGAACCAAUCACCGUGCUGCAAGAAUAAGGAAGACUAUGCAAUGGAUGAGGAAGUGUUCAGCGUCGAGCUGCAGAUGGGACCCCAGGGGCUCGGACUGGCCCUGGUGGAUGGGAUGUCGUCGCCGAUGAAGAUGAGCGGAAUUUACAUUCGCUCCGUGGUUCCGGAUUCACCUGCCGCCUGGUGCUGCAGACUGGGCCCAGGAGACCGAAUCCUGGCCGUAAAUGGACAGAGCCUGGUGGGGAUGGAGUACCACAGUGGCAAGGAGCUUAUGCAGACAUCAGGAGACAAGCUCAGUUUGCUGGUGGCCAAGUGUGUAUGGAAGGUUUAGCUUGCAUGGGAGGUAACUGGGAAUUCUGGGCCAGGAAGCAUACUUUGAAACUCAGGGACCUUUGUGUGAGCUGCGGGUAUUGCGGUUUCUUGCUGGAGUUUUUCCACAUAGGAAAACAUUUUUGGGAUAUUUAAAUGUUUCCUUUUUUACUUACCGAGGAAAGGUUACUUCAACAUAUUUUCAUUCGCUGAAAAGGUUUAUUACAUUUCGCAUUUGAAUUGCAGGCCGAAAACAGUGUAUAAGCAUGACGCUUCUGAGCUGGAUUCUGGCCGGAGUGUAAACAUUUAGAAUAUUCACGAAGAAAUUCAUUUGUACAUAGCAAUUAAAUGUUUAUGUACGGGAAUGUCAUGCUUUAGAAUGUCAUGGCGGUAACAUGCAUUAUGUUAAAAUUGAUGACCUGUUAGGUGUACUGGGUGCACUGGGAUUCUGGCUGAGGAAGUUGCUGGACACCCUCUGGUGCUGCUUAACUUUGCUCAGACCCUUAUUGCCUGAAAGGCACAGCCAAGUACUUCAGCUCCAGGGUCCUGAGGUCAAAAUGCAUGAAUAUAUAUUUACUGUGUAAACAAAGGUAAAGACUUUUUUUUUUUUAACUUUUUUUUCAGAAGGCCAGUGCAUAUGGGAUGUAAGACUUUGUUACAGUUUAUAAUUAUAAUUAUUUAAUCCUUA